GCUAUGAAGGAGAAAGGAGACUCCGUCCAGUGCAUUGAGCUCUAUGACAUCUUCCCCCGGACCAUCAGUGGAGUCUGGCAGCAUUUCGUCUCUGUGGCGACACUGGGCAACCCGCUUCAGGACCAGGUGGUGCUCCAUGAAGAACAGGGCAACACAGUGCUGCAUCUGGACCUGGUCACCGGCGCUGUGAGGAGACUGGUCCUGUCUCAGGACAAACAGGAGGAACCACCACGCAAGACCUCAAACUGGUGGAGCAACAAAGAGAGUCAGCCAGCAUACAAAAUGUGCAAGGUGUUUACCCACAAGAACUGGCUUCUCUUCUACAAAGAAAACGGGUAGGUUACUGUCCCUUAAUCAUUUGUGU
Molecule: messenger RNA, 364 nt
Organism: Sinocyclocheilus rhinocerous
Lineage: Eukaryota; Metazoa; Chordata; Actinopteri; Cypriniformes; Cyprinidae
Product: von Willebrand factor A domain-containing protein 8-like
Exons: 3
Coding region: 4-339 (111 amino acids)
Cellular component (GO): cytoplasm
Source: RefSeq, a predicted model, not a curated record